Messenger RNA from Ceratotherium simum simum (southern white rhinoceros), 5913 nucleotides. The record is from RefSeq and is a predicted model, not a curated record. Lineage: Eukaryota; Metazoa; Chordata; Mammalia; Perissodactyla; Rhinocerotidae.
GUGAUUGCAGUCCCAGGGGAGGGAGUCAGAGCUAGAACACCAAUUACAAACCACAGGCUUCCUCCUCUAAGGAGUUGAUCCAGAAUUGUCUUUCUGGAAGGGAAGCACUCGAAUCCUUCCGAACUUUCCAAGUCCAUCCAUGAUUCAGAGAUAUUGCCUUCUCCCUUUGGGAUUUUCUGUGUUCCUGGUAGUGAAUUGUUGCUGAUGUAUUUGCUACUUUGCUUCUUUUCUCUUUCAAGAUUUGAUCAUUUUAUAUGCUGAUCGGGGAGAAAAAGAACUUUUGUUAGAAAGGAAAUUUCAGAAAUGAUUCUGGAUCCUCUAUAAGUGUUUUUAGAGUUCUUGGGGACAGUAGCUCUAACCUUGGAGUAAGUUUCUGCCUUUGACCUGCAUGGAUUAUUUUUUCAGGCUGCGGAAUUUCUCGGCACCUACCUGCAGUGUGGGGCACUUGGUUUGGUUGCAGAGUAAGAAGGUGGAAGAAUGAGCUGUACUUGGUUAAGCAGUUCAAACCUUUUUUGAGCAGGAUCUAUAAAAGCAUAAUUGAAUUUGUUUCACCCCCGUGGAUUCCAGUGGGCCUGGCAGCGCAACAGGUUUGCAGAUUUCUUUUGAAAUUCUUUUUUUUUUUUUCUCCCUCUGCCUCAGCAAAAGAAAAGAAUCUAUAUAACAGGUUCAUGUUCAAUUGCUUGGCUUUUCAGCACUUAUUCUGAAGACUUUAUAUGAUUUUUUAACUAGACCUCUGAACACAGCAGGCUUUGUGGUUGAAGUGCAUUUAUAUUUACUUAAGGGUGCACAUUGUAAAAUCUUAGAAUAAGAUUUUGUUCGUACAAAGACUCAAAUUCUCAAGUGUGCCUAGAAAUAGCACAGAUCUACUGUACUCAGGCUUAUUUUUACUUUUUCAGGGUGUUCUGCUUAGAGCCUGUAGACUAAUCACCUCUCUACUCCCCUAUCUUUUAUUCCCCACCCCCUCAAGGAAUUUGAAAACGUGUUAGGAAUAGUCCUUUGUUUUACUUAUGAACCUAGAAAAUUACAGAUUGUAAGAGCUGGAUAAUAAAGUAGUUUCCAAAAGCAUCUCAUGGGAAAUCAAAGUGCUUGACAUUCUCAUGCAGGAGAAUAAAAGCUGGAAUCCCUAAGAGUGAAAGGAAAAUAAAGACAGAAAUAUGCAUUUUAACUGAGAAAAAUAAUUGGAAAACUGCCCUUUUCAAAUAUUCUUCUAAUUUUGAAAGUUGGAAAAGGUUGUGAUGCUCAGGAUUAUCUUGUAAUGUGUGAAAAUAUAUAAAUUAACACCUAAUUUAUAGGCAAAUUUAGAUAGGACAUUAAGAAAAUUAUAGUAUAUUUAAGUUCAUGGAAAGUGUUAUAAAUUCAAUGGGCCUAGAACUUUGGCUCCACCAAAAUACAGUUUAAUGUGGAAUAUUUUAUGAGUACAUGUUGUAGCAUCUUUGGAUAUCUCUCAAGGGUAGCCUGAAAUAUUGUUCCCUCUUCUUCCCUGUUAAAAAAAAAUUCUCCUGUGAUUUGACAAAUUUUGUGACUUAAAAAGGACCAUCUCUUCAUUUUCUGAGCUGGGGUUUUGCACUCUCACCUUCGAUGCAUGGCCUUGGUGGUCUACUUUGCCUUAUUUUGUUCAUUAACAUUGGGUUCAGUGGCUCGGCAACUUGAUGCAUAUGGAAGACCAGCACCAAGUGAUCUGACAUAAUAAAAAUUCAGGAUGUGACAUUCAACCUCAAGCAAAGUUGGAAAUUCCAUAGAGAAGUGGUGAUAUCUGUGCUAAUCAUAGUGAAGAUGGGAGAAAAUGACAUACCUGCAGCAGAAGUGGGCUGAAAACACCCUCUUCCCUGCCAGAUCAGGAAUGCCACCUGUUCUUGGAAAUAUGCUUUAGAGAAAGGAAGGGCCAAAACUACAACUUGGCUUUCUGAAACUGAAGCAUAAAUUCUGUUUUCCUCCAUUUGUCUGGAUCUGAGAACCUGCAUUUGGUAUUAGCUAGUGAAGCAGUAUGUAUGGCCGAAGUGCAUUGCUGCAGCUGGUAGCAUGAGUGUUGGCCACCAGCUGCAGCUGGCUGCCCUCUGGCCCUGGCUGCUGAUGGCUACCCUGCAGGCAGGCUUUGGACGCACAGGACUGGUACUGGCAGCAGCGGUGGAGUCUGAAAGAUCAGCAGAGCAGAAAGCUAUCAUCAGAGUGAUCCCCUUGAAAAUGGACCCCACAGGAAAACUGAAUCUCACUUUGGAAGGUGUGUUUGCUGGUGUUGCUGAAAUAACUCCAGCAGAAGGAAAACUAAUGCAGUCCCACCCCCUGUACCUGUGUAACGCCAGUGAUGACGACAAUCUGGAGCCUGGAUUCAUCAGCAUUGUCAAGCUGGAGAGUCCCCAGCGGGCCCCCCGCCCGUGCCUGUCACUGGCCAGCAAGGCCCGGAUGGCAGGUGAACGAGGAGCCAGCGCUGUCCUCUUUGACAUCACUGAGGAUCGAGCGGCUGCUGAGCAGGUACCCAGAGACACUAGGGUGUUUGAGGAGGGGGCUGGACAGAGGAGGAUGAAGUUACCAGGGGAGGGAGGAGUGAGGACACAGCAGCCCUUGUGGGCACUUUUCCUCCUGCAGCUGCAGCAGCCCCUGGGGCUGACUUGGCCAGUGGUGUUGAUCUGGGGCAACGAUGCUGAGAAGCUGAUGGAGUUUGUGUACAAGAACCGAAAGGCCCAUGUGAGGAUUGAGCUGAAGGAGCCCCCAACCUGGCCAGAUUAUGAUGUAUGGAUCCUCCUGACAGUGGUGGGCACCAUCUUUGUGGUCAUCCUGGCUUCAGUGCUCCGCAUCCGGUGCCGCCCCCGCCAUAGCAGGCCGGAUCCCCUUCAGCAGCGAACAGCCUGGGCCAUCAGCCAGCUGGCCACCAGGAGGUACCGAGCCAGCUGCAGGAGGGUCCGGGCUGAGUGGCCAGACUCAGGUAGCAGCUGCAGCUCAGCCCCUGUGUGUGCCAUCUGCCUGGAGGAGUUCUCUGAGGGCCAGGAGCUCCGAGUCAUUUCCUGCCUCCAUGAGUUCCAUCAAGCCUGUGUGGACCCCUGGCUCUAUCAGCAUCGGACUUGCCCCCUCUGCAUGUUCAACAUCGUAGAGGGAGAGUCGUUUUCCCAGUCCCUGGGACCCUCUCGAUCUUACCAGGAACCAGGCCGGAGACUCCACCUUAUUCGCCAGCAUCCUGGCCAUGCCCACUACCACCCCCCUGCUGCCUACCUGUUGGGCCCUUCCCGGAGUGCAGCGGCUCGGCCCCCACGACCCGGUCCCUUCCUACCAUCCCAGGAGCCAGGCAUGGGCCUGCGGCACCAUGGCCUCCCGAGAGCUGCACAUGCCCGGGCUCCAGGUGAGCAGCAGCGCCUGGCAGUGGCCCAGCACCCGUAUGCGCAGGGCUGGGGGCUGAGCCGCCUGCGAUGCACCUCACAGCACCCCACCGCUUGCCCAGCACCCCCGCGCCGGGCCAGGCCUCACGACAGCAGCGGGUCUGGAGAGAGCUACUGCACAGAACGCAGCGGCUACCUGGCAGAUGGGCCAGCCAGUGACUCCAGUUCAGGGCCCUGUCAUGGCUCUUCAAGUGACUCAGUGGUCAACUGCACGGACAUCAGCCUGCAGGGCAUCCACGGCAGCAGUUCUACCUUCCGCAGCUCCCUGAGCAGUGACUUUGACCCCUUGGUAUACUGCAGCCCUGAAGGAGAGUCCCGGGUGGAGGAGACUCAGCCUAGUGUGACCUCUAGGCCUCGUUCUUUGGACUCGGUGGUGCCCACAGGGGAAACCCAGGUUUCCAGCCACAUUCACUACCACCGCCACCGACACCAUCACUACAAAAAGCGCUUCCACUGGCGUGGCAGGAAGCCUGGCCCAGAAACCGGGGUACCCCAGUCUAGGUCUGCCGUUCCUCGGACACAGCCCCAGCCAGAGCCGCCUUCUUCUGCUCAGCAAGCUGCCAGAUCCAACCCAGCAGCACCUUCAGGGCAGCUCCCCAACUCACAAUGGCCCAGAGCUGUCACAGAGUCACCCCCGGGCCCAGCUGACGUCUCCAGUCCCAGCAGCCUCUUGCACUUGCAGAAAUCCAGCCUCCCUGUCCGACACCCACAGAGGAGACGACGAGGGGGUCCCUCAGAGCCCACCCAAGCCUCUCGGCCCCAGGAUUUGACUGCACACCCAGCUUGCCAGAUUCUUCCCCAUUAUGGCCCCGAUCUGGCAUGCCCUUGGUCCCCAGAGGCCCACCCAUUGAUCUUCGGACCUCCAGGCCUGGACAGGAGGCUGCUACCAGAACCCCCAGGCCCCUGUUACCCAAGUUCACAGUCAGUGUGGUUGUGUCUGACUCCACGCCGGCCCCUGGGACCACACCCACCUGGGGAGGGGCCUUCUGAAUGGAGUUCUGGCACCCCAGAGGGCAGACCAUGCCCUUACCCACACUGCCAGGUGCUGCCAGCCCAGCCUGGCUCAGAGGAGGAGCUUGAGGAGCUGUGUGAACAGGCCGUGUGAGAUGUUCAGGCCUGGCUCCAACCAAGAGUGUGCUCCGGAUGACUCAGCCCUACCUGGCACAGAGUCCUGCUCCUGAGAGAAGAAAGGACCUCAGAAAGCACCCCUCUCUUUGCUGUACUUCCUGGAACCACUGGAAGAGGAGCGGUGAUGGUGGGUGGCAGGAGGUAUUGUUUCCUGCUCCCAGCUCCCGUUCUUGUCGGCAGAAAACAUUUGCAGGGCAGCAAGUCUGUCCAGCCAGGCAACCAGCUGCUGCCUGUGUGGACUGGCUCCCUUGAAGGCUGUUUUUUGAGAGCAGAAAGCUAGGUAUGGGUAGAUAGGUGUUAAUAAAGGUGCUGCUCCUUCCCUCAGCCCCUGCAGGUUGCCCUCAUCCCAAGCCUCAUGUUCAUACCAGCCAGUGGGUCUAGAUGAAUGCAUGACCCCUUCUCACCUCCUUCUUUGGGUGAGUCCCGCACACCAGCUUUGGCUCCUUCCGGGUAAGGCUGCUGCAUCAGCAGCAAUCCUGGCUCUUACCAUUUUCCUUCUUUGCAAAAGGAUCAGGAACAUAGGUGAGCCCUGAGCCCUAAAAAGCAGGGCUCUGCAGCUUCUCUAGGCAAUAACUGCCCUGGUGCAUAAGGGAGGAUGUUUUCCCCUUCUCGUCCUUAAUUGUCAGAAUCACUAUAUUAGGUCAGAGGGGAAGCUUUGGGAAGCCAGGGGGUGGAGUUCUGUCCCCGAGGUGGUACAGUACCUUGAGGAACCUGAGACGAAGCCUCUGAUUUUCAAACUCCCUUGUCACUCCAGGAGCCCUAGUUCCUCAGGGAGCUAGGAGUGGGGGUAUGGGGAGGGAAUAACUCUUCCUUGGAGAUCUCCUAUCUCAAAGUCUCAAAGUAGGUGGGAAGAAGAAGAUUUCUGCUGGACUUCAUCUAGGAUGAGGGAGGAUGGAAUGAAAGUGGAAAAGGCAGAAUUAGAGCUGAACAAGGACAACAGGGAAUUCGUCUCUGAGAGUUUUCUCUCAAAGCAGAGAUGGGAAACAGGGGAGAACAAAGGAAAAGCAAAGUGGGGCCCUUGGGUUGAGAUGGCCCGGAGGUCUAGCUUCCUAAUAUAAGCCAUACAGGCCAGGGACACACAGGAAGGUGUGCAUGCGAGAGUGGAGAUGGAGCAGGAGGUCUGGCCUGGGCAGCUGGUACUGAGUAGGCAAGGGCUGAGGGGUUUCCUUAGGGUGACAUUCACCCCAGGGCAGCUGGACCAUUGCUGGCCCCUCUAGGAUUAUCCCAUUUGGAAUGUGAAUGUGGGAGCAAAGUGGGCACAGGACCCUGCCUGGGAAUCUUCUUCCCUCAAAGUAAGUGGGGAACUAGCACCUAGGCACCCACAUUGGUAUUUAUAUCUGAACCAGACAGAAAGACGCUUGAAUCAGGCACUAUGUCGAGAAAUGUAUUUAUUUGCUAAUAUAUUUAUCCACAAAUG